Molecule: messenger RNA, 4074 nt
Organism: Neoarius graeffei (lesser salmon catfish)
Lineage: Eukaryota; Metazoa; Chordata; Actinopteri; Siluriformes; Ariidae
Gene: ptpn3
Product: protein tyrosine phosphatase non-receptor type 3
Exons: 26
Coding region: 320-2860 (846 amino acids)
Biological process (GO): protein dephosphorylation
Cellular component (GO): cytoplasm; cytoskeleton; cytoplasmic side of plasma membrane
Molecular function (GO): protein tyrosine phosphatase activity; protein binding
Source: RefSeq, a predicted model, not a curated record
GUUUGUUUGUUUUUUUAAAGUAAGUAUUAAUGUAGGCUGGCUGACAGAGAGCAGAGCUAUAAACUCCCACUCAGGGUGAAACUGUGUGAAACCGAAAAGCAGGUCAGAAAUCAAUGAAGUGAGCGCGCGCGCGGUGACGCUACACUCCCGAAGGAAGCCGUAAAGAAGCCGUAAAGUGUGUUUUUCCGGAAGUUUACCAACAACUGCAACGACUCUUGUUGAACCAUGGAAACAGUUGGCUUUUCGCAGGCGCUGUCGAUACAGCACAAAGCAGAGUGACGAAGUGGACUUCAGACGCAGGUCUGUUUAAGUGGAGAAGAUGACUUCCCCAUGGUGUGUACUUGGAAACAAAAUCACAUCUCUGGGUUUGGUCGACCUCUCCAAGCGCACGCACGUGUCAAACUCUGGCAUAUCUUGUACAGUGAUCUUUCCUGACAGCACAACGCACACUUUCACAGUCAGCAAACAUGAUGCUGGACUUUUGUUAUUUGACCUUGUUUUUGAACACCUGGGCAUAAUCGAGAAGCAGUACUUCAGUCUGCAGAUCACUGAAGAUACCUCUAGUUCACCUAGGUGGCUGGACCCCAGCAAACCUUUCAAAAAGCAGCUUAAAGGUUCUGCUCCGUUCUAUUUAAUAUUCCGAGUGCGGUUCUUCAUCUCUGAUCCUAACUCUCUUCAGCAUGAACAGACCAGGCACUUUUAUUUUAUGCAAAUUAAGAAAGACAUUCGGGAGGGCAGGUUAAAGUGUCCACUAAGCUCUGCUGUAGUGCUGGCAUCCUAUGCUGUUCAGUCUGAAUUUGGAGACCAUGUUCCUGAGAAUCCCGCUGGAUAUCUUGGCCAGAUCCAAUUUCUUCCUGAUCAGGACAAGGACUUCCUUUUUAAAGUGGAGUCAUUACAUCCUCAGCACAAAGGCCUGUCUCAGAGUGAGGCAGAGUUGUGUUACCUGAACACAGCUAGAACCUUAGAACUCUAUGGAGUAGAGCUUCAUAGUGCAUGGGACGUUAGUAACCCAUCUCUCUGGGUUGGGAUUGCAUCAGGAGGUGUGGCCAUGUUUUGCGAUUUGGUUUGUUCCAGUUUCUUCCCCUGGAUCAAUAUAAUCAAGAUUUCCUUCAAAAGAAAGAGAUUCUUUAUUCACCUUCGGCGGAAACAUGGGGAGGUUGGACAACAAGUGGUGUCUCUGUCCAUGCCCAAUGCUCGUUCCUGUAAAAACUUCUGGCGAUCCUGCGUGGACCAUCACGCAUUCUACAGCAGAAGAAACUUGCAUGCCAUCUCCAAACCUAGGUCUGUCCCUCUAUAUCGGAAACUAGUAGGUGAGGUGAUGUGGAACCCUUUAAUAAAGUCUCUUUCCACUGAACAUCUUGAAACCAAAAGUCUUCCCUCCAGAUCUCCACCCAGUACACCUAACUGGCGUAGCCCUCGUUUGCGUCAUGACGUUCGUAAGCCACGUCCAUCUUCUGUAGACAACCUUACCAAUGACAUGUGUUAUGUGACUGAAAGUGAAGAUGUGUUCUAUACUUACAGGAAAGCUCAGGAAGACGAGAAGCCCAGCAAUGUGCAGUCUCCAUUUGAUGAAAGCACUUUGGAUGAGGAAGACUGGCACUGUCUCUGGAAUAAGGAUAUGGAAGCUGAUGGGGAGCUUCUGCUAAUCAGAAUCAGCCCUGACAAUGAUGGCAAGUUUGGAUUCAAUGUCAAAGGAGGUGUGGAUCAAAAGAUGCCUUUGGCAAUCUCUCAUGUAAACCCUGAUUCUCCGGCUGGUCGCUGUGUUCCUGCAUUGCUGGAGGGAGAUCAAGUGCUCUUAAUAAAUGGGCGUGACAUCUCAGAACACACACAUCAACAAGUGGUCAUGUUCAUCAAAGCCAGCAGAGAGUCCCACAGCAAGGAGCUUGCCCUGCUUGUACGCAGAAAAGGCAUCUCUUUGCGAGCUGAAACCGCACUGCAAUUUCCAGGCAGUUUUAGCCUUCAGGAAGAAAUUCCUCCAUCGCCUGGUCACCCAUCUGGAGAGACGCUGCACGAGUCGAUGACCCGUCUGGAGAGGGGACUAACUUCUGGCACUUUGCUCAUGCAAUUUGAGAAGUUACACAGGAAGAAAGCAGAACUGUUAAUGUCUUGUGCAAAACUGUCUGAGAACAUGGAAAAGAAUCGGUACAAAGAUGUAUUACCAUAUGACAUCACCAGGGUGGUGUUACAGACGGAGGAGGAUAAUUACAUCAAUGCAAGUCAUGUGAAGACUGAGCCAGCAGGUACCACGUUACAGUAUAUGGCAGCACAGGGACCAUUGCCCAACACAUGUACUCACUUCUGGAGGAGUGUAUGGGAGCAGGGAGUCAGUGUGAUCAUCAUGCUGACCACACUCACCGAGAGAGGACGGACCAAAUGCCACCAAUACUGGCCUCAUCCUCCUGAAGUCAAGGACUAUGACUACCUUCAAGUGUGCUGUCAUUCUGAAGAGUGUAACCUGGCCUAUGUCACCAGAGAGCUAACGCUCACACACACUCAGCUGGGUGAACAACGCUCUAUUACACACCUACAGUAUGUGGCCUGGCCAGAUCAUGGGGUCCCAGAUGAGUCUUCCGACUUCUUGGACUUUGUCCAGGCAAUGAGAAGCAAACGAAGGGGCACUGAACCACUUAUGGUCCACUGCAGUGCUGGGAUUGGACGGACAGGUGUGCUCAUCACCAUGGAGACUGCCCUGAUCCUGAUGGAGGGGGCACAGCCAGUGUAUCCUCUUGAAAUUGUUGCUUUGCUGAGGGAGCAAAGAGCCAUGAUGGUCCAAACUUCGUGCCAAUUCAGCUUUGUAUGUCAGGCUAUCCUGCAUGUCUACCGAGAGAGAUUCAAACACAGCAACACAACCUGCAGCUGACAAGAGGAGGACAGGAGGAAUGGAUAUGAAUACAGAUAACAAAGAGAUUAAAAACCAAUUGGUUGUUGGGUAUGAUGGAUGAUAGGUUGUAAGAGGGAGAUUUAACCAGGUUUUUGUCAGGUCUUCUGUUUUCAGGGGGCAGAGAUAAAGACUGACGCAAAAGCAAAGCAGUAAAAAGUAAAGAAAGUGAUUUAAUAGAGAUGUAUAGUAAAGGAAAAUUUGGGAUCUACACUACUUAUGUACACGACUGUAGUGCUUUAGCUUUGAGGUGCAGGUCACAGUUCCACCUGGAUUCAUUGCCUCCCUGACGUGGAAUCAUCCCUCAUCUUGGGGUGGGAGGAAUGCUGAAAAUGAAAACUGGAUUUAAAGAAUGUAAACUGACUCGCAGUAGACAUUCUAUACAUCUUUAGCGAGAUUCAAAGUUUUGCUCUGCUUGUUAAAGGUAAAUAUGCAGUAAGUCAUCCAGGCACUUACUGACACGGAUACACUGCCAUGCUGCUAAUAACCAGACCUUUACUACACACAAUUUUACAAUCAAGAGACCAAAAAGCAAGACCACCAGUGCCCUCAGAACUGUGUAUCUUCAUUUAUGGCUUGCAAGAAGGUUCUGGGUUCGAGCCCAGCAGCUGGCGGGGGUCUUCGUGUGGAGUUUGCAUGUUCUCUCCGUGUCCGCAUAGGUUUCCUCCGGGUGCUCCAGUUUCCCCUACAGUUCAAAGGUUAAUAUGGGACGACCUUGGGCUGAGGUGCCCUUGAGCGAGGCAUCCAACUCCCAACUGCUCCCCAGGUGCUGUUAGCAUGGCUGCCUACUGCUCUGGGUAUGGGUUAAAGGCAGAGAAAGUUCUUCUUAUUCAUUGUUACUGCCUCAUUUUGGUCGGUGUCAUGGUGGAUCUGGAUUGUCGGAACACUGGGCAUGAGGUGGAUAAGACACCAGUCCAUCUCUCACUAUAAACAUGCAUUCACUCUUAAGAUAAUUUGAUGUAAUCAGUCCACCUAUUGAGAUGUUUUUGGAGAUGGGAAGAAACCGGAAAACCUGGAGGAAACCAUGGACACAGGGAAAACGUGCACCGGAUCUUAAGAAGACAAAAAGCACUUUGCCACUUUUAGACCUGUAUAAUUCUAUAGGAUGCACACAAAGACGCAGUCUGAAUAGAAAUACUAUUACAAUCGAUCAGUUAUCACUUUAUUAUUAAAGAAAUAAAUAAAUGAAAUAUUUA